Messenger RNA from Blepharisma stoltei, 1569 nucleotides. The record is from the annotation of a GenBank genome assembly. Lineage: Eukaryota; Ciliophora; Heterotrichea; Heterotrichida; Blepharismidae.
AUGGAAGGGAAAAAGCGUCCAAAAUUAGAGACCAAUGCCCUUCUCCAGCUUAAAAGCGUAAUAUUCUACUCAGAUGACCACUGUUGUAGCCGAUACAGGCGACUUCAACCAGAUCAAGCAAUUCUCUCCUCAAGACGCUACUACAAAUCCCACCUUAAUUUUAGCUGCAGCUCAAAAGCCUGAAUAUGAACAUCUCCUUCACGAUGCUAUUUUAUUCGCAAGAAAUAAAGGAUCACAAGGAGAUGAUCUAUCCCUACAUUUAUGAAUUUUCCCUUACUCCCCCCCCCCCUUCGUGAGCGAACAAAAAAAUUUUGUUCGCUCACGGAGGGGGGUUAAUUUUUUUUUUUUAAAAACAAUUUAUAUAUAAAUUUUAUAAAAAAAUAUUUUUUUUCGAAAUUUAAAAAAAAUCCUAAUUUGCAAAAAUUGGGAAGCAAAUAUUAAUUUAAUUUGCAAAAUUUAUGUUUUAAAACGCAAUUUUGUUUAAAAUUAAACAGAAUUAGCUCUAGAUUUCAUUAUACUAAUUAUCACUUAUAUAUCAAAAUUUUUUUCCAUUAAAAUUUUUUCUAUUAAAAAAAUUUUUGUUCACUCACGGAGGGUGGGGUUUUUGGUCAAAAAAUGGCGAUUUUUCUAAUGGUUUUGUUCGCUCACGGAGGGGGGGGGGGGGAGUUAAUAUAAUAAUUUUAUUACCAAUUUAAUAUAUUAAAUUACAUAAGACAUAGAAUAAUUAAGGACGUGUGUGACAAACUUGCAGUGAAUUUUGGUAUGGAAAUCUUGAAAAUCGUCCCUGGCUAUGUAUCUACAGAAGUUGAUGCAAGACUGAGCUUUGACAGAGAAGGAACUAUUGAAAGAGCCAGAAAAAUAAUAAAGCUUUAUGAAGAUGCUGGCUACGGUAAAGAUAGAAUUUUAAUAAAGAUUGCAAGCACAUGGGAAGGAAUCAAAGCAGCAGAAGCAUUAGAAAGUGAAGGAAUCCAUUGCAACCUGACUUUAUUAUUCGGCUUUUACCAAGCCGUUGCCUGCGCUGAGGCUAAUGUCACUUUAAUUUCACCAUUUGUAGGAAGAAUUUUGGACUGGCAUAAGAAAAACAGUGGAAGAGACUUCACUGGCCAUGAAGACCCAGGCGUGCAGUCAGUAACAAGGAUUUACAACUAUUUCAAAAAGCAUGGGCACAAAACCAUCAUUAUGGGUGCCAGCUUUAGAAACACUGGAGAAAUCAUUGAGCUUGCUGGAUGUGACAGACUUACUAUUGCUCCUCAGCUGCUUAAAGAGCUAGAAGAGAUGGACGACCCAAGCUUUACCCUUCAAAAAAGGCUUUCUACAGAGGAUGCUGCCGAUAUGACAAUUCCAAAGGUGGAAAAUCUUGAUGAAAAUAAAUUCAGAUGGGAGCUAAAUGAAGACCAAAUGGCGACUGAAAAGCUGUCUGAUGGAAUUAGAAGAUUUGCAGCUGAUUUGAGGAGUUUGGAAGAAUUCGUGAAUAAAAAGCUGCAAGAGUAUCCUAUAGAGCAGCAUCAUGGAAAGACUGAGCAUGGACAUCAAGAUCAUCAUGGGCACCAUGGGCAUCACCAUAAGUAA